This is a messenger RNA of Triticum turgidum subsp. durum (durum wheat), 579 nucleotides long. Lineage: Eukaryota; Viridiplantae; Streptophyta; Magnoliopsida; Poales; Poaceae. The record is from the annotation of a GenBank genome assembly.
AUGGCUUCUCGUCAGGAUCAGGCUAGCUACCACGCCGGGGAGGCCAAGGCCCGCGCCGAGGAGAAGACGGGGUACGUCGUGGGCGCGGCGCAGGACAAGGCGCGGGAGGCCAAGGACACGGCGUCCGACGCCGCGGGCCGCGCCAUGGGCAGGGGCGGCGACGCCAAGGAGGCGACCAAGGAGAAGGCGUACGAGGCCAAGGACGCGGCGUCGGACGCCACUGGCCGCGCCAUGGACAAGGGCCGCGGCGCCGCGGAGGCCACCAAGGAGAAGGGCUACGAGGCCAAGGACAACGCGGCCGGCACCGCGCAGCAGACCGGGAGCUACAUCGCCCAGACGGCCGAGGCCGCCAAGCAGAAGGCGGCCGGCGCCGCCCAGUAUGCCAUGGACACCGCCGUCGCCGGCAAGGACAAGACCGGCAGCCUCCUCGUGCAGGCAGGGGAGACGGUGAAGGGCGCGGCUGUGGGGGCGAAGGACGCGGUGAUGAACACGAUCGGAAUGGGCGGUGGCACCAACGGCAGCACGGACGUCCCCGCCAAGGAUACCAGCACGUACAAGCCUGGGACCAGGGAUUACUAA